Suillus discolor is the source of this 423-nucleotide messenger RNA. RefSeq lists its product as uncharacterized. The coding region runs from base 1 to 423 and encodes 140 amino acids. Gene Ontology annotation, biological process: signal transduction. Gene Ontology annotation, cellular component: cytoplasm. The transcript is spliced from 4 exons. Gene Ontology annotation, molecular function: GTPase activator activity. The record is from RefSeq and is a predicted model, not a curated record. Lineage: Eukaryota; Fungi; Basidiomycota; Agaricomycetes; Boletales; Suillaceae.
AUGCGGUCCGCGGAGGAUGCGAGAUGGGGCUUCAAUUUUUGGGUGACCCGCAGCAUUGUAUUCUUCACACGCCCUGCGACUGAACAAGUGACUCGAAGCUGGGAUCCACCAGCUGUUUUCCUCCGUACGGAGGGAGACAGGGGAGACGUUAAUAUUGACAGGGACUAUUAUACGCUUGACAGCGUAGAUGAUUCCGAGUCGCAUGUUCUAGCUUCGUUACUCAAGCUCUGGUUGCGUGAGCUAUGGGACGCAUUGAUCCCUGAAGAGAUGUACAACGACAAUAUUGCGCAUUCUCGCGAACCUACGGUGAAUCUGGCGCUGGUGAUGGCACCGAACUUACUGAGGUGCAAUCCAGAAUCUAUGACCGUCGUGUUUACACUGGCAAAUGUUCAGUACGCGAAGUGUUCGCCUAUAAUCUUCUGA